CGCUCGGAGGGGGAGGAGGAGUCUGUGGCAGGCAGCUGCCUUCCAGCGGCGGGUUCUGCUCCCCGCGCCUCCCUUCGCCUGAGUUCACUCGCGCGCAGCGGUAGCAGCGUCCGGGCCUUGGCGGUGGCACUCCCGUGGCAGCGCGGCAGCAAGCGACCAAGCCGCCGGUCAGGGAGGCUCCCUCAGAGCCCGCAGCUCUGCUCCCUCUUCUCCCGGCCUGGGCUCCUCCUCGAUGGCCGCGGGCUGCAGGGACGGCCCGGGGCAGGAAAAGUACAGGCUGGUGGUGGUGGGCGGCGGCGGAGUGGGCAAGUCGGCGCUCACCAUCCAGUUUAUCCAGGAUCAGUAGAGCUGCCAUUAAGAUUAUCUGCCACAUCCUACUUUGUUACUGACUAUGAUCCAACAAUUGAAGAUUCCUACACAAAACAAUGUGUGAUAGAUGAGAGAGCAGCAAGACUAGACAUCCUAGAUACAGCAGGCCAGGAAGAAUUUGGAGCUAUGCGGGAGCAGUACAUGAGGACGGGAGAAGGCUUUCUGCUGGUGUUCUCCGUCACAGACAGAGGAAGUUUUGAAGAAAUCUAUAAAUUUCAAAGGCAGAUUCUUAGAGUGAAAGAUCGUGAUGAAUUCCCUAUGAUUCUUGUUGGAAAUAAAGCUGAUUUGGACCACCAAAGACAGGUAACACAAGAGGAAGGGCAGCAACUAGCAAGACAGCUUAAAGUGACAUAUAUGGAAGCAUCAGCAAAAAUACGACUAAAUGUAGAUCAAGCAUUUCAUGAACUUGUCAGAGUCAUAAGGAAAUUUCAAGAACAAGAAUGCCCUCCUUCCCCAGAGCCAACAAGGAAGGAAAAGGACAAGAAAGGAUGCCAUUGUGUCAUCUUCUAAGAAACCUCUAAGCCAAGCUAUCAACUGCCAGAUCAAUGAAUUCUUUCCACCUGUGUUUCUAUGUCUCCCUUGAUGUCUUGUCUAGCCUUUUAUGUGCGUGUUGUAUAAAUGGUCACCAAAAUAGCCUUAGUCUACACGAAACGGACUGGCCCAGUCCUAGAAGACAACCUGGUCAUCUCAGGGCAGAUGUCAGGCGCUAAGGCUUCUUUUAAACCUUAAUUUUUCUUCCCUUAAAGAAGCUUGCACCUUGUGGAGUUUUAUUCACAAUGGAGUUAAAAUAGUCUUAGAACAAGGUAUUGAAGUCAAGCUUAAAAGUUGAUGUAUGAGUAUUUUUCCCACUUGUAAUGCCUUUUGUUCAUCAUACUCGAGGAAGUCCUAUAAUCAAAAUAUAGAGUAUUUUUUUAAAAAGUGGGUUUGGAGGUUUACCCUUUGAUUAGGUUAAACUUCAAAAUUCAGCUUGCCUUACAGGAAGCCAAUACACUGAAUUUCAUUGUCAGUAAAGUUUUAUUUCAGUUCUUGUUUAUGCUGCAGCUUUUUUCAGUGGUCAGCAGUCUACUGUAUUUAUUUUAUGGCUCCAGUAACUGCUACAGGAUUAUUACUGCAACUAUAUGGCCAAAUACCUGGACUCAUUCUGGACUUGGGCAUUUCAGUUAGAAGAUUUUACAUCAUGGGUUUGGAAUAGAAUUGUUUGUCUUCCUUUUGUAUUUCCAGGUAAGCAAUUUGAGAAAAUUAAACCUGUAGCUGUUUGUUUUCGUGUAAUGUAAAAAGAUGAAUUUGCUCUUUUCAUUGUCAGAUGAUUAAAUGUUUUUUGCUAUAUACUUUUAUACAUUAUUUUCUUAUCAAACUAGUUAACAAGUAUUUUUAUAUGUUUGUAAGCAAAUAUGCUUUCAUGGCAUAACUUGUGUAUAUGUAAAGAUGAGUAUUUAAUUCUCACAGUUCACAUUUAACGGACAAAAUUAAUGCAGAAUUUGCAGAACUGUGGGUAGAACCUCUUUUCUGUUCCAUUUGAAUCCAGCAACAGCCAGUCUUGUGGCUGCCCAGUGUCUCUGUUCAAACUGUCAUGUUUUUGAAAUGGCCUUCCAUAUCCUUUAUAAAAGAUUGAUCGUUAUGUGACUAUUAAACUACAGACUUUUGAA
Molecule: messenger RNA, 2015 nt
Organism: Eublepharis macularius
Lineage: Eukaryota; Metazoa; Chordata; Lepidosauria; Squamata; Eublepharidae
Gene: RRAS2
Product: RAS related 2
Exons: 7
Coding region: 496-879 (127 amino acids)
Biological process (GO): signal transduction
Cellular component (GO): plasma membrane
Molecular function (GO): GDP binding; GTPase activity; GTP binding
Source: RefSeq, a predicted model, not a curated record